GCAGUUCUGACAGGAGACCUGGGCAAGGAGAAAGCGUCUGAGCAUCAUGGGCUUACUAACUAUUCUUAAGAAAAUGAAGCAGAAGGAGCGGGAGGUUCGGCUACUCAUGCUAGGUUUAGAUAAUGCCGGUAAAACGACCAUCCUAAAGAAGUUUAAUGGCGAGGAUAUCAACACCAUUUCUCCAACACUUGGAUUCAACAUCAAAACGCUGGAGCACAGAGGGUUUAAGCUGAAUAUGUGGGAUGUGGGCGGUCAAAAGUCCUUACGGUCAUACUGGAGAAACUACUUUGAGAGCACAGAUGGGCUGAUCUGGGUGGUUGACAGUGCUGACCGUGCACGGUUGCAGGAUUGUGCUCAAGAACUAGCUGGGCUGCUGUUGGAGGAGCGACUGGCUGGAGCAACAUUGCUUGUAUUCGCCAACAAACAAGACUUGCCUGGAGCCUUAUCUAAAGAUGCAAUCAAAGAGGCCCUGGAGUUGGAUAACAUAAAGACACAUCACUGGUGUAUCCAAGGCUGCAGUGCAGUGACUGGGGAAAAUCUCCUGACUGGCAUUGAUUGGUUGUUGGAUGAUAUAUCCAGUCGCAUUUUUACAGCUGACUGAAGCAGAAUGGGAAGCAAAGAAGAGAAGGACCUUAAGGAGCAUCUUAUUUAUUUUAACAAUGGCUUGACUAAUGCAGAGUCUUGACUGGCUAUGACUGAUCUAGGGAAUAACAGAGAGGUGUGCCCUCCCAUGGCUGAUACGCAAAUGGGAGAUUUGUAAGGAUACAGAGUUGGAACCUUGUGGUUAAAAGAACCGUCACUGGUACAAAGAGCGGCAGAAUAUGCUGUUCUGUCGCAGAGACAAUAAAUUCUCAUCAUUUA
Xenopus tropicalis (tropical clawed frog) is the source of this 861-nucleotide messenger RNA. It is a transcript of the gene arl2, whose product is annotated as ARF like GTPase 2. Gene Ontology annotation, molecular function: GTP binding; GTPase activity. The transcript is spliced from 5 exons. Gene Ontology annotation, cellular component: centrosome. NCBI's taxonomy places the organism in Eukaryota, Metazoa, Chordata, Amphibia, Anura, Pipidae. The record is from RefSeq and is marked provisional. Bases 47 to 601 code for a protein of 184 amino acids.